Molecule: messenger RNA, 843 nt
Organism: Dictyostelium purpureum
Lineage: Eukaryota; Evosea; Eumycetozoa; Dictyosteliales; Dictyosteliaceae
Exons: 2
Coding region: 1-816 (271 amino acids)
Biological process (GO): translation
Cellular component (GO): cytosol; ribosome
Molecular function (GO): structural constituent of ribosome
Source: RefSeq, a predicted model, not a curated record
AUGAUAAUUUUCUUUAAAAAAAAGAAGGGAUCAAAAAAAGGUGGUAAAAAAAUCGACCCAUUCACCCGUAAAGAAUGGUACACCGUCAGAGCUCCAGGCGCUUUCUUCAAAUCAGGUGCUGAUAACAAACUCGGUUUCACCCCAGUCAACCGUACCCAAGGUACCAAACUCGCCUCAGAUGGCUUAAAAGGUCGUGUCUUUGAAGUUUCACUUGCUGAUAUGAAAGAUGAAGAAUCACAAGUUUACCGUAAAAUCAAAUUAAGAGCCGAAGAUGUCGAAGGUCGUAACGUUUUAACCAACUUCUACGGUAUGGAUUUAACCACUGACAAAUUACGUUCACUCAUCCACAAAUGGGCCAACCUCAUUGAAUGUUUCGUUGAUGUCAAAACCACCGAUGGUUACGUCUUAAGAGUCUUCUCCAUUUGCUUCACCAAAAAGAAUGAAGGUCAAAAGAAAAAGACUGCCUACGCCAAAACCAGUCGUAUCAAGGCUAUCAGAAAGAAGAUGGUUGAUAUCAUCACUGAAACCGUCUCAACCAAUGAUCUUAAGACCUGUGUCGAAUACUUCAUUGGUGGCCAAGUCACCGGUUCAUCCACCGAUCACGCUGGUCAAUCACUCACUCUUACUGAAAAAAUCAGAGUUGAAAUCAGUUCACAAUACCCAUGUCACAACGUUUACUUACGUAAAGUUAAAGUCCUCAAAGCACCAAAAAUGGACGCUGUUAAAUUAUCUGAAAUUUACGCCUCAACUCCAAUGACCUCCGCCCCAGUCGAAGAAACCGGUGUUGCUGUUGAAGAAGUCCAAGCUACUGCUUAAAUAUAAAUAAACCAAAAAAAAUUAUAU